UUUUUGAUUGUUUUUUUCCCCCCGUGUGCGCCUGAACGCAUCACCAAGUUGCAUUCAGGAGCCGUGAGAGGAGUACGGAAUUUACACACAAGUCCUCUUCCCAUUUAAUUUGGCGGUUUCGUGGAAACUCGCUGCAAUUCAACCCCUCACUUUAAUAACUUACUUACUUAGUCGAGUUCCAAGUGUCGUCUUGUUGACUUCCUAUGUUGAUGAUCCAGCUGUCCCUUGUUGAGUCAUCUUAAAGAGCUACGUCACGGGCACCUGUGACCACAUAUAGCAUCUCUUUCAUGACAUGCUAGCUCGUGUUGUGCUGCUAGCCCGACACAGUCCACCUUAAAGCCGACGCGGAGAUCCCGAAGUAAUGAUGUCCACAAAUAAAGAACCCAUUGGGACGAUGACGUCAGCCAAGUGUGGCCCCGUACCUUCCUCGGGUGUCUCCGCCGGGCCCGUCCACCAAGCCAACAUCUCCUCAGUUCUGUCCCCGCAAACGUCCCCCGCCGCCGUGAUGCUGGUGACCAAGGUCUCCAAGGGCGUGGUCGGCACUAACCAUUUGACCAAAGUGCCUCUGGGCCAGGCCGGCACCACUCAGGGCAGGACCAUGGUCAUAACCGUGCCGAAGUCGGCGGGGCCGCCGGUGGCCGUGGCUCCUCGGCCGGUCCAGACUCAGCUCCCCGCCAACCUCCAGAUCCCGCCGGGCAUGGUGCUGAUCCGCAGCGACAGUGGUCAGCUGAUGCUGAUGUCCCAGCAGGCCUUGGUGCGAGCUCAGCAGGGAGUGAGGAGCAGCCAGUCCGCAGGAUCCCUGACCCCGCAGGCGUCCGCAGCAGCUGCCGCCGGUCAGAGCAAGGAGAAGGUGACGGUGAUCCACGUGACGGCGCCGGCGGUCCAGAAGACGGCCCUGGUGAAGGUGAUCAACGUGGCCCACAAACCGGCCGUGGUUCACGCCCGCAGCCUGGUGCCGCCGGUCGCCGUGGAAACCAAGAAGGAGCCUCCGCCGACAUUUAGUCAAGAGACCAUGGAGAGCGUGAAGAAGUGCAAGAACUUCCUGGUGACCCUCAUCAAGCUGGCGUCCAGCGACUCCAAGUCCACCAGCAUGGCCAACAACGUGCGAGGCCUGGUCAGGAGUCUGCUGGAAGGCAAGAUGGAGGCGGAGGAGUUCACGCAAGCGCUCUAUCGGGAGCUCAAGUCCACGCCGCAGCCGUGCUUGGUGCCUUUUCUCAAGAAAAGUCUUCCGGCCGUGCGUCGCCUCACCUCGGACCCCCAGUCAUUCAUCCAGCAGGCCUCCUCCUCCUCCUGCCCCCCUGCUGUGAAGAAGCCCACUAUGAACGCUGCGCCAAGUCCAAGUCCAAGACCAGCCCAGCAGUUUCAGGUCCAGCAGUCCAGUCUGAGACCUGAGCUCACCACGUUGGCCCAGUCCAGAACAUUCCCCUCCAUGAGCAUCAGACCCACCUUCCAGACAGGAAAACAUGUCCCAGGAGCGUUCACGCUGAAGCAGCCUUUUGCAGGAGAUCCACCUGGCACCAGCAGACCUUCAUCCAGGGAGAACUCGGCGUCUUACAAAGAAGACGACGACAUCAACGACGUGGCGUCCAUGGCGGGAGUCAACCUGCGAGAGGAGAACGCUCGGAUCCUGACCAGCGCGGUCGGCGCCGUGGUCCAGUCCUGCCAGGACCAGCUCUUCCUGUCUUCUCCAUCCGUGCUCAGCAGAAUCCUCCACACAGGGCGGGGCCUGGGGGUGACCGAGGUGGGCCCGGAGGUGGUGGCUCUGGUCUCUCAUGCCACCCAGGAGUAUCUCCGUGGGAUCCUGGAGAAGCUCUCUGCCAUGGCAGAACACCGCAAGGCAGGUCUGAAGGAAGACCUGCAGCACGCCAAAGUGAGCGACGUGCGCUGCCAGCUGCGUUUCCUGGAGGAAGUGGAGAGCGUGAAGAAGAAGAGGAAAGAGGAGGAGGAGCGUGAGAGGCUGCUGCGCCUGGCCCGGAGCCGCUCCCACGCCGAGGACCCCCUGCUGCAGCAGCUCAAGCAGCGCGCCAAAGAGUUGCAACAACAGGAAGAAGCUCAGCUGCAGCAGCGCGAGGCCAACCUGGCCGCCCUGGCCGCCAUCGGGCCGCGCAAGAAGCGAGCGUGCAGCCAGACGGAAGGCCAGGUGUCGCUGCCGCCAAGACCGGGCUUGCAGCGCGUGACCCGGGUCAUGCUGCGUGACCUCCUGCUGUGCAUGGAGCAGGACCACUUCCUGCGCCGCUCCCUCACCCUCUACAGAGCCAUGCUCUGAUGCCUCCUGGCUCCUCCCACUAUUACAUUUCUUGCCACACCUUUUUGUAAAUACCUGACUUGUUCUUUUCAUUUGGUUCACAAAAUGGGUUUAAUUGUUUGAGCGCCACAUUAAAAAAUGUCCAC
Nerophis lumbriciformis (worm pipefish) is the source of this 2391-nucleotide messenger RNA. Its product is annotated as transcription initiation factor TFIID subunit 4-like. The record is from RefSeq and is a predicted model, not a curated record. NCBI's taxonomy places the organism in Eukaryota, Metazoa, Chordata, Actinopteri, Syngnathiformes, Syngnathidae. Gene Ontology annotation, molecular function: protein heterodimerization activity; RNA polymerase II general transcription initiation factor activity; DNA binding. Gene Ontology annotation, biological process: transcription initiation at RNA polymerase II promoter; DNA-templated transcription. Gene Ontology annotation, cellular component: transcription factor TFIID complex.